This is a messenger RNA of Leptinotarsa decemlineata (Colorado potato beetle), 3789 nucleotides long. RefSeq names its product painless (gene pain). The record is from RefSeq and is a predicted model, not a curated record. Gene Ontology annotation, cellular component: membrane; transmembrane transporter complex. Gene Ontology annotation, molecular function: monoatomic ion channel activity; protein binding. Lineage: Eukaryota; Metazoa; Arthropoda; Insecta; Coleoptera; Chrysomelidae. Gene Ontology annotation, biological process: monoatomic ion transmembrane transport.
CAAUGGUGCGCAACUCCACUGCCUACACAAGCUGAAUCAACACUUGUUGGAAACUCAGUUUAGACGCAGACAUCGCUGAUGAAGUAACAAAUAAAUGUGUUUGAAAAAAAAAGUGACCAAAUGUGUUGCGGCAAUAAGUAACAAGUGGUUCUGUGUGGGAACUAAUUAAGUUUUGUUACUGCAAUAGGGAUAGCCAAUUGACAAUUUGAAGUGACUAAUGUGAAGAGGAAUUCCUUAUACAACGGCCAUACCUAUAUUCACACAAGAUAGUUUGCCGAAAUGUACACAAAACUACCAGGCGACAGAUCUCCCAUCUUCACAAGAACCAACAGCAUUUGUCCAACCCCCGAGUCUGUGUUGUUAGAGCUGGUCUUGCAGAAUGACAGGGAGAACAUUCAAAGUAUCGUCCAGAAUCAAGCCAAACUUCUGACUCACCUGUAUAUCGAUUACAACAAACCGAUUCUGUCAAUAGCAUGUUCUUCAGAACAAGUAGAAGCAGAAACCGUGAGAACUUUGAUAGACUUAGGCGCUGACUUGCAGCAUUUCAACGCUGUACAAUGGCAGGCUAUUCACUUCGCAGCUCAAAGAACCAACAGCAAAGUGCUAAGAGUAGUUGUGGAGGCUCUAUUAGACCAAGGGUUAGACGUCAAUUCUUUGCAACAAAGCAACAACUCGUUGCACAUUCUUAUUAGGUUUGGGAAAAACGAAGAACAUGAUGAAUUUCUGGAGUGUGCCAAGCUGCUCAUUAAAAAUGGGAUAGACGUGAACGCUGCGGAUAGCAAGUUCAUGUCUCCUAUACUUUGGGCGGCAAAGAAAGGGUACAGAGACAUGAUCGAGCUGAUACUGGUUGAAAGUCCAGUACCAGUUGAUAUUGAUUCCCAUCAGUCGAGAGGAAAAACUGCAAGGGAUAUAAUCCUAAGUGAGAACUUGUACGACGGAAUACUGCCAGAGAAAUUCGUCAGUCUCAAUGAUAAGGACGAUGUCGUACUGUUCAACCACAUAAAAACCAGGAACGAAAACGGCUUCAUCAAUUUCAAAAACGGAGACAUAUUUGAACUUGUCAACUCCGACGACGGAUCAUCAACCCUACUGCAAAUGUCUUGCGACAACGGCCUUAAGAGAGUUGUGAGGCAUCUUAUCGACAAGGGUGCUGAUCCCAACCUGGGAACUGCGAAAAACGCGAAAAAACCCAUUGAAAUUGCUGCUGAGCAUGGGUUUUACGAAAUAUUCCAAAUACUCCUAGAUCACCCAAAAAUCAAAAUACCCAAAACCAUCCUGAUGACUCUGCUAAAACACUACGAUGAGGAUAAAUUUCCGGGAAUAGACUGGGCCGAAUGUUACCGAAGGCUACACAAGAAACUCCAAAGCGACAACAGUAUUUUGGAUAUCAAUGAUGUGGACUAUUUUCAAAGCUCCUCGCUACACUAUGCUGUUCGGUAUAGUGAUCCAGAGACAGUAAUGGAGUUAUUAGACUUGGGGGCCUCUUUGGGAUCAAAAAAUGAAUUUGGAACGAUGCCCAUAUGUGAUAUAGAGCCGGAGCUCCUAGAGAAACACUUGGAUAAGUGUGUCGAAUUCGAUCCGAAAGGAAAAAAAGACAAAGAAGACUUCUCGGUAACUUUCAAGUACCGUACUCUGAUUCCCCCUCCACGAAAGAUAGAGAAACGCGACGUCUCAGACUCUUUGGAUUCAGAGCAAAAUCUCAAUAAUCAAUUUCAUCAAGAGCUCGUACAUGAAACUGAGGUUAUAUUUUAUAUGAGUCAAUCACCCGAGUUCAAGCACCUCCUCAAACACCCUGUGAUAGUCAGCUUCUUGUUCAUAAAGUGGCAUCGAAUCCGAUGGCUUUUUUACACGAAUUUAGCGUUCUACGUAGCUUUCUUCAUGUCUCUAGUCGUCUACGUAUUCACGGAAUACGCGAAUUUCAAUAAAGAACGAAGUUCUUUCGAAGUAUUUCUCGGUCAAUCAUCAGAGGUAGUCCUAAUAAUCACCUUUUUCUUACUAGUUCUCAGAGAACUGUUUCAGAUAGCGGUUUCACCUUGGAAAUAUUUUAAAAAUUUCGAAAACUACAUCGAAAUAACUCUCAUUCUCAUCACAGGUGCUUUGCUGUUUAUUACUGACCCUUCCAACGACACCAGAAAACAACUGUCUUCGAUAUCCAUUCUUCUGGCCGCCUUCGAGCUGGUGCUGAUGGUCGGCCAACACCCAAAAUUGUCCACCAACGUGGUGAUGUUGAGAACCGUGUCCUUCAACUUCUUCAAGUUCCUCAUGUGGUACUCUUUGCUAAUAAUAGCUUUCGCUUUAAGUUUCUAUAUCCUCUUCACCGAGUCUCCAUCAGAAAAAUCCGGUAAUACCACAGGGGAGGAGAAAGAAGAGGAAGACUAUUUCACGGAUCCGGGAAAAUCAAUGUUCAAAACUAUAAUCAUGUUAACUGGGGAGUUUGACGCGAGCGAUAUCAAUUUCCACACCUUUCCCAUAAUCAGCAAACUCAUUUUCGUUCUGUUUAUUUUUAUGAUUGCCAUUAUCUUGCUGAACCUGUUGAACGGUUUGGCAGUUAGUGACACGCAAAUGAUCAAAACCGAUGCCGAACUCCUUGGCCAUAUUUACAGAGCGCAGUAUAUAAUGUAUGUUGAGAGCAUGCUUCUGGGUAACAUCAUUCCCAGGAACUUGCUAAAUAAGAUUGAAGAUCUUUGUUGCUGUUGCCCUUUCAAUAAGGACUGGAACUACAGAGCCCUGCAACCGCUGGCCAGACGGGCUUGUCUUUUUCCACAUUUUCUUUAUUACGAAAUGACGGUUUAUCCAAAUAGGGGCGGGCAAAUUGCCAUCCACAAUGCCGCUAAAAAGGGAAACUUGAGAAAUUGCUGCUUCGGUUGUUGUUCUAGUAUUUCCUUAGACAAGGAUACCAUUAAAAGAACCAAUAACAUUGUCCAGGCAAGAAGAGAGCAGAUGAAAAUCAAGCAGGAGGUCAGCUAUAUCCAUAAAAUGGAAGCGCUGGUACAAGGUUUGGAAACGAAUGCUAGAAGUGAGAUUUUUAUGUUGAAUAAGAAAUUGGAUUAUAUCUUGAAGUAUAUCAAUCAGGAGCGCACGGAAUAAUUUUUCACUACUAUUUUUUACAAUGUAAUUUUAAUUAUAUUAUAUUCAAGGCGAGCUGUUAUAUGUAUAAACUAACUUCAUAUUAUAUUUAUUUAUAUUGUCAUAUUAACUGUAUCUCACAACAGCUUGAUCCAGUCAUAUGUUUAAAUUAUGAUUGAAUUUGCCUGAACUGAAAUUUCUAGUUGAAGAUAGGUAGAAAUUUGUUAUUUUAUUGUUAUUGAAAUCGAUAAAUUGAAGCAAAAGUAGAUGAAAAUGUUAGUAUAUCGGUGAUAAUUUCGAUCCUACAUGGGAAACUAUGGAAGAAAUGGAUGAAACAAAGCAAAGUAGUCAAGAAAAAACACUGUAAUGAAUGUAAAAAAUAUCUACAAUGAAAGGAUUCAUACGGGGAAAAUUCCAAGGGGGUAAAAAAAGACAAAAUUACCAUGCAUUUGAUUAAAUCCUAGUUACUAUGGAAUGCACCAAUAUAAUAUUGAUUCGCGAUUAUUUUUUAAAAGUCUCAAAAAAUGUUAAUCAAAAACCUACUGCAUGACUUGUUUAAUAGUAGAGGUUCAGACUUUGUUGUCUACUAAAAGUGAUAUAUAUUGUUUUUAGAUAUUGAGUAUUUUUUUUAUUUAUUUAACAGAAACAUUUUUGUAUAUAUUAUUGUACAUUAUUCAGCAAGGCAUACAUACUAUAAACUAAAAAAAUAAAUUUUGAUAUACA